AUGGGAAUUCGAGGGCUAAACGCUUACAUCAAGAAUCAAAACCUAGGAACACCAGUCUCUUGGGCACGCACCACGAGCACAACCACUACUGCUCCGCAGUCCAUUUCGCAGGUAAAAACGUGUACACUAGAAAAGAGUAAUGCGAAGAAUUAUCUUGAGGAAAAACAGCGAUAUUUUGUAUUUGACGGGAAUGCAUUUAUUUAUCACAUUUAUACUGGAAAAUUGAAUUGGGUUUUUGGUGGCCAAUACACAACAUUCGCAAACCUCGUAAAUUCACACACAAAAACAACACACGCCUAUGAAAUCGAUCAAACAUACCUAUUCGACGGUCCACUUCCCCUCCUAAAACAAAAAACGCGUGUAUCUCGAUUCCGCGAAGGAAUCGAUAAAUGCAAAAAUCUGCCAUCAUCGAUUAAUUUCAGUAAAAAGGGAUUUUUGAUUCCGCCAUUGACACUCGAAAUCGCCAUACAGACACUUCGAAAGAUUUCGAAUGUUAAAAUGGAGAUGUGUGCUGGUGAAGCAGACAAUAGUGUUGCUAGUAUUGCGAGGUCGGUGAAUGGUUACGCAAUUGGUAAUGAUUCGGAUUAUUUUGUGCAUGAUUUACGUGGGGAAUCUGAUAAUGAUGAGUGGUUUGGUGGCGGAAGAAGUGGCGGUGGAUACAUUCCACUGGACACUUUACAAAUUCCAAAAAGCGAUGGAUUAACGAAUAAUGAGAGAAUUUCUGCGACUGUUUAUCGUACAAUAGAUAUCGCGUCACAUUUCAACAUUCCAGUAUCUUUACUACCACUCCUUGGAUCAUUAAAUGGAAACGAUUAUAUAGAACCAAAAACGCGUAAAAAUCUCCACGAAUCAGUUAAACAAUAUUCCUCUACAACUGAUUCCACAAACACCAAUUUCAAUUCGCUACCACCGUAUUUUUACGACGCUUUCAAAUCAGGACGCGUUAGUCAUAUGCUAAUGGACGUGGUCUGUAAUCGAAUAUUUUGGUGUGCACCGUUUCUUGAGGAUCAGAGUAAAGAGAGCGCGUGGAUUCUAAGUCGCCCUGUUAGAAAAUGGAUUUAUGCUAUUUUGGAUGUAAUAACUGUUGAAGAUGACAGAAUAAAAACAUCGGAAAAGGAAUCUAGUACAGUACUUGAAUGUCUAAGACGCAAAAACCAUUUAAUAUAUGAGGAAAUAAAAAUAAUACCUCACGAAGAAAUUUUCAGAUUCUUUAAAGAGUACAAUAGUUCGUCAUUACCAAAAUUCGAUGAUUUAAUCUCAAUGCCAAAAGAAAUUCGCACCAAAUUAUUUUUCCAUAUUCUAAAUUCAGAUAUUCCAAAAGUAUACAAUCUUUCUCUAUUGUCUUCCUCAUCUUCGCUUUUUCAUCAAUUUCUCGCUGCAUCGCUUCGAUAUCUCGUGCAUAAUCUCGCGCUUUCAUCAUCAAACAAAAUCACCAAUCAAGAAGUUUACGCGUUUAUCUCAUCAUCAAUAUUCGUCUCUUUUCUAGACAAAUCGAUCGACUAUGACUACAAUUACAAAAAUGACGGCUACAUUAAUAUAAUACAUCUCACCUCGCAAUAUCAACAUUUGAUACACUCUGCGUGGAUGCUCGCACAAUCGCUUUCUCUUUAUGAUUUCGUGGACGGUGUCUCGUUGUGUCAUUUAUACGAUGGAUGUGCAUUCCAUUACUUUUAUCGAAAGAUUGGAAACGCGAAAGUGAUGAAUAAUGUUGAUAGUUCGAGUAUUAUGAGACCUGUAUUUGAAGCUGCUGUUCAAGAGUUUUGUACGGCUUCAUCUGAAAAUGAGAAAGACGGAGAAUUACUUUUACAGGAAUUUGAACAAGUUUGUCAAAUUGUGGAAGAAGGGUUAGUCGAUGAAAUUUCUUUUAUAAAAAUGACUGAUAAUCUCAAAAAAAAGAAGAAUCGCGAAAUUAGUCAUGUUCAAAUUGAUACAAACAAUCCCUAUUCUGUUUUGGAAAAUUACAAUCAAUAA
Molecule: messenger RNA, 1971 nt
Organism: Ambispora gerdemannii
Lineage: Eukaryota; Fungi; Glomeromycota; Glomeromycetes; Archaeosporales; Ambisporaceae
Source: the annotation of a GenBank genome assembly